UGGGACCGGGGCUGCAGGAGGACACCAUGACCGGGAGGCUCUGGUGCAAGGCCAUUUUUGCUGGCUACAAACGUGGCCUCCGAAACCAGCGGGAGCACACUGCUCUUCUGAAAAUUGAAGGUGUUUAUGCCCGUCAGGAGACAGACUUCUACUUGGGCAAGAGGUGUGCCUAUGUAUACAAAGCUAAAAACAACACUGUAACCCCUGGUGGCAAGCCCAACAGGACACGAGUGAUCUGGGGGAAGGUGACGCGCGCCCAUGGGAACAGCGGCAUGGUUCGUGCCAAGUUCCGCUCCAACCUUCCUGCCAAGGCCAUUGGACACAGAAUCCGGGUGAUGCUGUAUCCAUCUAGGAUCUAAAUUUUUAUUGGAAAUAAAAGGAAAAUGUUUC
Molecule: messenger RNA, 390 nt
Organism: Pterocles gutturalis (yellow-throated sandgrouse)
Lineage: Eukaryota; Metazoa; Chordata; Aves; Pterocliformes; Pteroclidae
Gene: RPL35A
Product: ribosomal protein L35a
Exons: 4
Coding region: 27-359 (110 amino acids)
Biological process (GO): ribosomal large subunit biogenesis; cytoplasmic translation
Cellular component (GO): ribosome; cytosolic large ribosomal subunit
Molecular function (GO): structural constituent of ribosome
Source: RefSeq, a predicted model, not a curated record